Odobenus rosmarus divergens (Pacific walrus) is the source of this 1511-nucleotide messenger RNA. RefSeq names its product HAUS augmin-like complex, subunit 8 (gene HAUS8). The transcript is spliced from 13 exons. Lineage: Eukaryota; Metazoa; Chordata; Mammalia; Carnivora; Odobenidae. The coding region runs from base 180 to 1511 and encodes 443 amino acids. The record is from RefSeq and is a predicted model, not a curated record.
GAAACCAAGUGUGAGGGGAAGACAGAGAGUCGCGCGCGCAGGGGUCGCGCGCUCCACCCGCAGGCACGCUCCCCGAGGCCAGCGGCCACCCCUCCCAUGGCGGCGCAAUAUGGCCCGGCCCGGGGCGAGGGGGCGGGGACCCGGCCUUGAAGAGCCGGCCUUUGAGCUAAAGGCGGGAAAUGGCGGAUUCCUCGGGACGCGGAGCUGGGAAACCUUCCAUGGGGGGUCCCGGUACUCCUGGUGGCGCUAAGAUGAAAGGAAGAAGAACACAAGGUGGAAGAGUGGUUGAGUCCCGAUACUUGCAGUACGAGAAGAAAACCACCAAAAAGGCUUCUGCAGCAGAUGCAUUAAAGACCAGUGGGAAGAUGCCGGAAGGGGGAAGGAAACUCCAACUGCUCCAGAAGAGCAAAGACAGCAGUGGAAUCGGGAAGGGUGACCUGCAGUCCACGUUGCUGGAAGGGCAUGGCACCGCCCCGCCGGACCUGGACCUCUCAGCCAUCAAUGACAAAAGUAUGGUUAGAAAGACUCCGCAAUUAGAAAAAACGAUGUCGAAGAAGACUGAGUCAUCGUCAUUUUCUUCUUCACAGAGAAAGAGCCCGGACCUGUCGGAGGCAAUGGAAAUGAUGGAAUCCCAGACGUUGCUCCUGACCCUGCUGACUGUAAAGAUGGAGAACGGUCUCGCUCCGUUCGAACAAAAGGCAGAGAGGAACUUAUUAAUAAUGUGUAAAGAGAAGGAGAAGCUACAGAAGAAGGCCCACGAGCUGAAGCGCAAACAUCUCCUCACUCAGAGGAAGCGGGAACUAGCAGACGUCCUUGACGCUCAGAUCGAAAUGCUCAGCCCCUAUGAGGCUGUGGCUGAACGCUUUAAGGAGCAGUACAAGACAUUCGCCACGGCCCUGGACACCACAAGGCACGAGCUUCCCGUGAAAUCGGUCCACCUGGACGGGGACGGGCAGAGUUUCUUAGACAAUUUGCAGCGGGAGUUGAUGACCACAUGCCAUCUGCUGGAAGAACUGGGGAUCGGCAGUUUAGAAGAAAACGGGAAAGCUCUGGACCUGCUGAGCGAACUCAAGGAAACAACCCAAAAGAAGGAUCUGGAGCUCCGAAGGAGCUUCGCCCAGGUGCUGGAACUCUCUGCCGAGGCAAGUAAAGAGGCGGCCUUAAUCAACCAAGAGGUCUGGGAAGAAGCCCAGGGCCUGGAGGCCCCCAGCCGGUGGUACUUCAGUCAAGAGGGCGCCUGUGGGGAGGCCCCGGGAGAGGUCGGGACGCCACUCCUGUUGGGCGCCGCAAGUUCGGAGUUGGCCCUCCGGUGGAAGCUCUCCACCCAGUCCAGAGUCCCAGUGCUGUUGCUGGAGGCGCUGACAGGCUCUGGUCUACACCCCAUGCCGAGUUAUCUGGCCCCUGCGUCACACCUGGGAGGCCUCUUCCCCCCAUUACGGGACGAGGUGCCCUUUACGGACACUGAAUACGUCCUGGGCUUAGAGCUGGCCUUGCAACCCCAGUUCUUCUAG